AUGUUCGCUUCGACGUCACAAAGAAAUGAUGAUGGUUGGCGGGCGUCUUACAAUAUCUCGUUACUUAUAGCAAAAUUCGGAAAACCACAUACUAUCGGAGAGAAGUUAAUUUUGCCAGCCGUUGAACAGGUUUUAAAAACUGUUUUACACAAACCUGCACCUGAUAUCAUUAAAAGAAUUCCCUUAAGCAAUAAUACUGUUGAAAGACGUAUUGAUGAAAUGAGUUCUGAUAUUGAAAGCUUCUUAUGUAAUUAUUUGCAAACGACCCAUUUCUCUAUACAACUGGACAAGUCAACUUUACCUGAUAAUGCAGCGUUAUUAUUGGCAUAUGUUCGUUUUAUUAUGAAUCAAGAAAUCUACGAAGAAAUGCUCUUCGCAAGAACUUUGAUAACCGACAUUAAAGCGUUUCUUGCCAGAGUUAAACUAAUGAAGCAAAAUAUUGGACUGGGCGAAUUUUCUCAGUUCCCCAAUUUGAAACAGACAAGCUGCCAGGAAGACGACGUUUCAACUUACGUUCAACAUUUAAAUGCCCUCUAUUCAGAUUUUGAAUCUAGGUUUGAGGAUAUUUUGACUAUGGUAAUACCACCGUGGAUAAUUAAUCCAUAUGGUGACAUAGAAGAAACGAAUGUCAUAAUACAAGAGGAACUGACUGAACUAAGUACACACGAAGAACUUAAGGUUCAGUUUAAAAACGGAUAUCAGCAAUUCUGGCUGCAAAACAACAUACCCGUUACUUAUCCCGUAUUAUGGAAUAUAGCGAGGACAUUUUUAAUUUCCUUUCCAUCGUCAUACCUAGUGGAAAGGGGGUUCAGCGCUGUUACCAAUCUCCUAACGAAAAAAAGAAACAGACUGGACAUCAUUAGCCGAGGAGAUUUAAGAUUAACCCUUACAAAAUUGACGCCAAAUGUUGAUAAUUUAUUAUUAAAGCAUCAGGUUCAUCCUUCUCACUAA
Molecule: messenger RNA, 951 nt
Organism: Acanthoscelides obtectus
Lineage: Eukaryota; Metazoa; Arthropoda; Insecta; Coleoptera; Chrysomelidae
Source: the annotation of a GenBank genome assembly